Molecule: messenger RNA, 1947 nt
Organism: Pseudozyma flocculosa PF-1
Lineage: Eukaryota; Fungi; Basidiomycota; Ustilaginomycetes; Ustilaginales; Ustilaginaceae
Exons: 3
Coding region: 1-1947 (648 amino acids)
Biological process (GO): transcription initiation at RNA polymerase II promoter; RNA polymerase II preinitiation complex assembly
Cellular component (GO): transcription factor TFIID complex
Molecular function (GO): RNA polymerase II general transcription initiation factor activity
Source: RefSeq, a predicted model, not a curated record
AUGGACGACCAACAACCGGCGGCGCAGGCGAUGCCUCCGCCAUCCCUGCCACCUCGAGUCCCGUCCGGAGACUCGCCGGUCGCCGGAGAGGCAUCUCCGAGCGCCGGCCCGAGCCAUUCGGGCCCUGGGAGGCAGGUACGCCCGCGCCGCUCCGUACGCCCAUCGGCCAAGUCGCUGCAGGCUCGCGAGAACUCUCCCGGGGCUUGGGAGCAUGGCGGACGAGGUCAGCGUUCCACGCGCACUCCGACGGGGAAUCGGCCGCAGAUCAAGCUCAAGAUGCGUCAGGCCGGUGGCGCAGCCGGAGGGCUGGGUCAAGGGCCCAAGACGAAGCCGUACAUGCAGGGCUUUGAUCGCGAGCUCGACAGCGAAGAUGACGAGACGGGCGAGGGCCUGGCUUUCGAGGAGCAGCUGAUACUGCGGAUGCCAGAGGGUCCUCAGUGCGACAAGCUGCGAGAGGCCGUUGCGAAACGACAGAUCGGCGACGACGUGUGGUUCAAGUUCAAGGACUCUCGUCGCGCCGUCUUCCACGCCGGUGAUGCGCUGUUCUCGGCGAAAUUGGUGGAUCUGCCUUCGAUCGUCGAGUCGCACAAGACGCUCGACAAUCGUCAAUUCUUCAAGAUCUCGGACAUUUCGCAGAUGCUGCUGAUCGAGGACCAGAUUCAGGACGAGACGCAGGCCUCGGGGUCCUCUUCCGGCAGAGGCUUUGACAUCAACGACUUUAUCUACCCGCAUGGCAUCACACCCCCGAUGAAGUGGGCCCGGAAACGCCGCUUCCGCAAGCGCGCGCCGAGGAGAGCCAUCGAGACCGUCGAGAAGGAGGUCGAGCGCCUGCUCAAGGAGGACAAGAAGGCGGAGCAGGUCGAAUACGAGAUCUUUGACGCGGCCAACGGCCUGCCGCCGGAUCUCGAGGACGAGGAGGACGCCGAUGCGGCGGGCGAGGAAGACGAUGACGACGGCCGAUCCGUCUCGGCUUCAGUCGCCGGAGCCACUUCCGUCGCCGACACACCUCGGCCCGUGGGCUCGGACGACGAGGCGACUCAGUUCGGCGAGGGCGAGGAGGUCGACGGCUCGCAGAUGGGCGACUACGAUCGCGAGGCGAGGCACGGCGGCGAUGGCUACGACGAUGAGGACGACGUCGACGAGGACCUCGCGGCUGAGCUGGACGCUGCGCUCGAGGAGGAGGAUGAUGCAGAGUCGGCGCGCUGGGCCGGCAGCGAGGCGCAGAGCCGUGCCAGCGACCAGGAGGACCUCUGGGACGACGAGGACGACGACGAUGGGGACGACGAUGACGAAGAGGAGGGCGACGAGGACGAGAACGAUGACGAGAAGGAGGCCCGCGUUCGAGAGGCGCAGCUCGAAGCCGAGUGCCGGGAGAUCGAGGCGCUCGUCCGCAGGAAGCAGGCCGACGUCGACAGCACGAUGAACAUGAUCAUCAAGAGCCGGCACCAGCAGGCGCUACGAAGGCUGACGACCGAGAGGGACAUCAAGCGCGGCCAACUCGCGGACGUCAAGCAGGCGCGUCGCGAGAAAAAGGAGGCCAAAGCUGCCGCCGCCGCGGCCGAGGAGGAGGCGGCGGCGGCGGAGCAACAGCAGCAGCAGCAGCAGCAUGGCUCGACGCCGCAAGACGUGCCACCGGGCGUCCCCACAGUGGGCGUCACCAGCGCCACUCCAGGCGCAGAAGAUGGCGGCCGUGCGUUCGCAUCGGGCUCGCCCGAGAGGCAGCAAAGAGCGGCGCCUGCCGCCCGUCCGAGCAUGCCGCCACCCGCCUUUCCCGCCAGUCGAUCGGCCACUGCGUCUGUCGCGCCGGUGCCCAUGGAGGUCGAUACACCUGGCGAUGCGGAUCAGGACAGGAGCGUAGGCGGUGCAGGCGCGGACGGGGACGAUGACGGGGACGACGAUGGCGAUGCCGACGACGAUGACCUGUGGGACGACGGCGAUGAGGCGUAG